Exophiala aquamarina CBS 119918 is the source of this 1530-nucleotide messenger RNA. RefSeq lists its product as uncharacterized. NCBI's taxonomy places the organism in Eukaryota, Fungi, Ascomycota, Eurotiomycetes, Chaetothyriales, Herpotrichiellaceae. The transcript has 2 exons. The record is from RefSeq and is a predicted model, not a curated record. The coding region runs from base 1 to 1530 and encodes 509 amino acids.
AUGCGACGAGCGCAGCCCUGCUUGUUCGCAGUGCUACACCAUCCUACACCACUCAUCGACCCGACGGAUGUGGAUGCAGAUGCGGAUCUCAGUCUCCGCUCUCUUCCAACAGGACUCUGGGGCAGCACCGCUAGUACCACUGGACUGGAUGUGCUGGACGUCUGGCACUUUGAGUACUUCCGCGUCGUGUGCGCGGCGCAGCUCUCGCUCGUUCUCGGGAUCCCUGGCGUGUGGGAGACGCUGAUCCUGCGCGCUGCUUUCACUGAGCGCUGUAUCCUCCAAGGCGUCCUCGCGCUCGGAGCGCUCAGUCGGAACGUCGUUCCGAGAAAUCCUAGCGUGCCCUCAUCCAGGCGGAAACCGACCCUCUUCCCUGGAUGUCCCUCGGGAUACUCGUGGCACAAGUACAGCUUGGCGAUACGGGAGAUGAACGGGCGCCUGGGUGGCGUCAACGCCUCGUCCGAGGACGGCUCAGGCUGGGAGCUUGCUGUCCUAGGCAGUCUGAUCUUCAUUGCUAUCGAAGCUAUCCAAGGGGAUGAGGAUGUGGCGCGGAUGCAUCUCCGCGGCGCGUUGGCAAUAUGGGAGUCCUCUCAGGAAGCCUCGUCCACAUACCUCACCCCUGAGAGCAGGGGGGCUAUGGGCCGUGUGAUCGACGCCUUUUCGCGCCUGGAUUUCCAGUCCCGGUUGCGGUCGCUCGGUCAGGGUGGCCUCCUCCUCCCCCUACAGCGCCCAAUCCUUCCGCCAUGCUUCCUAAGCAUCGAAGCUGCACGGGAUUCGCUGAACGCGAUCCUCGGUGCAUUCAAUUUUCUCACCUGGAGACGGUCCUUCCUGCUCGAGCAUCAAAUCCAAGUCCAACAUAAUCAGUCUGAGUCCUCGCUUCGUCUUAGCCUGCCGCAAGAAAUAUCCGCGCUCUCGCAUCUCCUUGACUCCUGGCUCGCUCUUUUCACAGUAUACAAAUCCCACCGCCCUCUCAGCGACGCCAAAACCACAACAUGCACACCGAUCCUGCUCAUCCAAUACCACAUCUUGCAGAUCAACCUAUCGUCUCUGUCCCCGUCACCUUUCAGCCCAUCAGAAAUUGACUACAACAGACACGUCUCGCGAUUCUCCUCCAUUAUCGACCUCGGACACCUUAUACUAGAAGCACAGCGUGAGAGCUACCCAGCGCCGAUUCGCACGCAGCCUGGCUCAAACUUCCAUGUCGCGGUGGUCCAGCCACUGUUCUUCGCCGCGUGUAAAUGUAGAGACGCAUUACUGAGGCGUCGGGCGAUUGAGGCGCUGGAGAAGGUGACAGGUACGAGUUCUGAGCACUCUCGGUUGUUGGCAAGCGUGGCAAGAUGGGUAGUCCAGAUGGAAGAGGGGCGAAGCUUUUCACCAGUGCCAAGUGGGGUUUCUGCCGCAGUGAGAGAAGAAGCUAUGUUGAGUGAUGUUGAGGUAGACAUUUCGGAUGCUAUUGGCGGGUGUAGGGUCACCGCAUGGAAGAAGCGGAGGAAUGGCGAGUGGCAUGGAAUAUUUCGGUAUAUAGACGCUUGA